This is a messenger RNA of Penicillium longicatenatum, 2466 nucleotides long. Its product is annotated as threonine/serine exporter family protein. Lineage: Eukaryota; Fungi; Ascomycota; Eurotiomycetes; Eurotiales; Aspergillaceae. The record is from RefSeq and is a predicted model, not a curated record. The coding region runs from base 1 to 2466 and encodes 821 amino acids. The transcript has a single exon. Gene Ontology annotation, biological process: transmembrane transport. Gene Ontology annotation, molecular function: transmembrane transporter activity.
AUGUCUGGCCGUGGAAGUCGUAGCAGCGGCUCGUCAACCGAAGGCGGCAGCGACAAUGGUGCAAAUGGGCCAGAGGCAACGGGGGGUCUUGAUGAAAAGCAUUUUGGAGACAAGAACCAAGGAGAAUCACCGGCACCGCGGGUACAUUUCCGAUCAUCGACCAGCUUUUCACAUAAUGUACCUCGUCAAUCGCCGCAUGAAAGGUCUGGUCCCGAGGAUCAACCUCCACCCCCUGCGGCACCAUAUGCCCAUCAGUCUGCGGAUAUCGCCGACACCGCGCUGGGGGGACAGACCCAAUCCACUGAUCAAGCCGAGGGGACAGUGAAGGAUGAAAAAGCACCCGACAAGCCACUCUCGGAACAAGCACAGAACAUAAGGACUAUCCCGAAUACAUUCAAUAUCAACACUGCGAAAACACGCUUUCGUUCGGCAACUUCAAGCUUCAAACAGAGGGCUUCGCGCCUGGGGGACCGGCUAGGUCGGCCUACACAGGGAGGCGAUGAUCUUGGGUCGGGUAUGUACCAUGCAGACUGGGCGACCGGCAGCGAACCUCCAAUGUCUGAUGUGACCGACGACAAGCACAAAACUUAUGAAGAAAAGCGUCAGCACCAAGCAACAAGUAGUUCUGAAGCACAUCGACUCGUCCGCGACCUGAUGCAAGAUCAUUCUGGCAACCGGCGCAAAACACGAGGCCGACGUGACCCAGGCAACGCUACCGAAUUUGUGGGAGCGGAAAACGAGUCGAGUCUUGACUCGGGCUUGCGGUAUCGAUCUGGUGGUGGAGGUGUGUUGUCCCAGCUGAUCAAGCUCAAUGGCGGACAGCAUCAACAAGGAAGCGCGUCUAGGAAUCCGAGUCAAUCCUCAGUCGAAUCUACAUCUAGUGGUGCGUCUUCCACGAGCCAGGGACCAAGAUCAAAAAAAGAUAUACCGAAAUGGUACAAAAGGCCUCCAAAUACAUCAACGUCCACGUUGAUCGGAGCGUCGAGCAGUCUGAGUGGAGCGAGCACACCAAUCUCAAGUGAGGUCAUGUCGGCGGCAUCUCAAAGACGUGGCAAACAAGCCGAUCGCGGACCCCGACUGGAAGAUGAGAUCCGAGUUACUAUUCACAUUGCAGAGAUCAUCUGUCGACAGCGAUAUAUCAUGCAGCUCUGUCGGGCAUUGAUGCAAUUCGGAGCACCCACUCAUCGACUAGAAGAGUACAUGCAGAUGACGUCCAAGGUCCUUGAGAUCGAUAGCCAGUUUUUGUAUUUGCCGGGCUGCAUGAUCAUGUCUUUUGAUGAUCCCUCGACGCGAACAACGGAGGUAAAACUGGUCCGGGUUGCACAGGGAGUGGACCUAGCUCGCCUCUCUGAUACCCAUCUCAUUUACAAAAAUGUCAUUCACGAUGUGAUUGGGAUCGAAGAAGCGAUUCAGGACCUAGACGACGUGAUGAAGAAGGGGCCACGCUAUAACAAGUUCAUCGUUGUCAUGGUAUAUGGCCUGGCCACGGCCACCGUUGGCCCCUUUGCGUUUAACGCCCGACCUAUUGACAUGCCGAUUAUCUUCCUCAAUGGGUUACUGGUCGGAGCUAUGCAACAUCUCGCCGCCCCUCGAUCGGUUCUCUAUUCGAAUGUCUUUGAGGUCACAUCGACCGUGCUAACAUCCUUCAUUGCUCGUGCCUUCGGAAGUAUUCCAUUGAGGACUGUCGAUGGUAAGCGAGAAUAUCUGUUCUGCUUUUCUGCGAUUACACAAGCUUCGAUUGCGUUAAUCUUGCCCGGGUUCUUGGUUCUGUGUAGCAGUUUGGAACUGCAAUCGCAUCAGAUCAUCGCAGGCUCGAUUCGAAUGGUGUACGCGAUCAUCUUCUCCCUGUUCAUCGGAUACGGGAUCACUGUUGGCACCACGAUUUAUGGCCUGAUGGACAACAGCGCAGUGUCAGAUCUGAGUUGUCCCCAAACCGGAGCAUUUCCCAACCCUUAUGUCGCGCGGUUUCCCUUCGUGUCCAUUAUGAUCGUGUGGCUCCUCAUCAUCAAUCAAGGCAAAUGGAAACAAUUUCCGCCAAUGGCCUUUAUCGCCUUGUCCGGGUACACAGCCAACUACUUUAGCACCAAGCGACUUGGAUCGAACUCGCAAGUGGCGAAUACCGUUGGGGCAUUUACGAUUGGCAUGUUGGGGAAUCUGUACAGUCGACUCUGGCACGGUCAUGCCGCGACUGCCAUCUUACCGGGCAUCUUUAUUCUUGUGCCCUCUGGCCUUGCUGCGACCGGAUCGUUGAUUACGGGCGUGCAGUCUGCAGAUGAAAUCCGGCAAAAUGUCUCUUCUCAUUCCUCGUCCAGCAAUACGCCUGGAGCCGGGCUGAGCAGUACCUCGGUGUUUACUUUGGGUUUUGGCAUGAUCCAGGUGGCAAUUGGGAUUACGAUUGGUUUGUUUAUAGCGGCUCUGGUUGUUUACCCAUAUGGAAAACGAAGAAGUGGGCUCUUUAGCUUUUGA